Molecule: messenger RNA, 324 nt
Organism: Sphaeramia orbicularis (orbiculate cardinalfish)
Lineage: Eukaryota; Metazoa; Chordata; Actinopteri; Kurtiformes; Apogonidae
Product: cocaine- and amphetamine-regulated transcript protein
Exons: 3
Coding region: 1-324 (107 amino acids)
Biological process (GO): G protein-coupled receptor signaling pathway; adult feeding behavior; cellular response to starvation
Molecular function (GO): neuropeptide hormone activity
Source: RefSeq, a predicted model, not a curated record
AUGGUCAGUGGCCGGACUUUCCUCCUCGCAGCCGCCUGCUGCUGUGCCUACCUGUGGCUCGUCCGUGCGGAUGAGUCCUCACUGGAGACACGCUCCUUAGACUUCCCACUGAAAGCCCAGGAGGAGAAAGACCUGAUCGAUGCGUUACAAGAGGUUCUUGAGAAGCUACGCAGCAAAGAAAUGCCUUCUGAGAAAAAGCUUGGCUGGUUGCCUUCAUGUGAUGCAGGGGAACCAUGUGCUGUGCGUAAAGGCGCACGGAUCGGCACACUGUGCAGCUGCCCCAGGGGGACUUCCUGUAAUUUCUACGUUCUCAAAUGUUUGUGA